This is a messenger RNA of Didymodactylos carnosus, 483 nucleotides long. The record is from the annotation of a GenBank genome assembly. NCBI's taxonomy places the organism in Eukaryota, Metazoa, Rotifera, Eurotatoria, Philodinida, Philodinidae.
AUGUACGACAUAUCGAAUCAGACUAUACCACAGGAAUUAAGCGUUUUUACUGCUACUCCUUAUGUUUCAUCAAUUGUUCAGCCAUUGGCAAUAUUUUAUGAAGAAAUAUCAUCUGGCAUUACAUUAUUUCAAUCGUCUACAUUUAAUUCAUUUGAUCAGGGAAUACAAUUGACUCGUGUCGUAAUUCAAGGUAAUUUUUUUACAGCCGCCCUUCAAACACAAGUAGACAUAAAUUUGAUCAUUGAUGAAAAUGCGACUCUUACUGGUACUCGCAUGAUGUUUACCUCUUAUAUUAAUAUUAGUGGUUAUGCAUGUUCAUGCUUCAUUACACCAACGUGUCUUGGAGAGUCGGGUAUUUAUGAUACGUACGGUCAAAUGAUGAUGCCUAUGCCUGGUAUAUUGACGGCAUGUUUAAAUUUUGAUGCACUAGUCGAGUUAAAUUUAGACUUUUUUUAUAAUCAGUUGAACAUUGAUGAGUUAUAA